Molecule: messenger RNA, 1833 nt
Organism: Cyphomyrmex costatus
Lineage: Eukaryota; Metazoa; Arthropoda; Insecta; Hymenoptera; Formicidae
Exons: 13
Coding region: 1-1833 (610 amino acids)
Biological process (GO): sensory perception of smell; detection of chemical stimulus involved in sensory perception of smell
Cellular component (GO): plasma membrane
Molecular function (GO): odorant binding; olfactory receptor activity
Source: RefSeq, a predicted model, not a curated record
AUGAUUGACAAGCAUUGGAAUAUAUUUACGAAUGAUAUAGAAAUUCGAAUCAUGAAAGAAUAUUCUAUACUCUCACGAAGAUUUAUCAAGUAUUAUUCAAUAUCUUUCUUUCGUGAUAUUACAGUACUAUAUUUUUUUUCACUAUCGGUGCUUAUAAUAAUGCCGUUAACACCGAUAUUCCUAGACGUCAUAAUGCCUCUUAAUGAAUCCCGUCCGCGAUUUUUUGCGGUAGAAAUUGAAUUUAGGGUGAAUAAAGAUGACUACUUUCUACCAAUUUUUUGUUAUACUUCUAUUCUAAUUGUGUUGGGUGCAUUCAUUGGGUUAGGUGUUGAUGCAAAACAUAUCAUAUGUACUGCUCACGCAUGUAGUUUAUUUGCGGCUAUCAGCAAGCAAAUUGAAAGAAUAAUGUUAAAAGUCGACGAUAAUGAAAAUAAUACCAGGAAAAGUAAAUACGGUAUAAAUAAAAAGUUUAAUUUGUUAAACGAAAAAAUGAUGUAUCGAGAAUAUAUAAUAUGUUUAAAAAAACAUCAGCUUGCUAUAGAAUUUGUCAACGUACUAAAUUCAUCAUAUCAAGGAUGUGCAUUAGGUAUAUUGAUAGAAGUUGUUGGAGUUUUGAGUUUACUUGGACUUCGAAUCAUUGAUGUAUUAGAUCAAGUGGGAACGUUAGCAAAAUUUGUGCUUGUAUUCUUAUCAACACUGUUUGCUUUGAUAAUCAUAUGUUACUCUGGUCAAAGAAUAAUGGACGAAAGUCAGAAUGUAUUCCAUGGAGCAUAUGCUGCAGAAUGGUACAAAUUCUCGCCUAGACUAAAAUCGUUAUUGAUAAUAACUCUUUAUAGAAGUAAUAUUCCGUGUGGAUUAAAGGCAGGCAACAUGAUUCCGUUAUCCAUUGCAACUUAUGCAAAGAUACUAAGACGAACAAUCAUGCUAGAAAAUUUUUUGCGAGAGUAUAACGUUAACCGGGUAUUUUUGUUGACCAUGGGUCUUUGGCCGUUUCAAAAUAAACCCACGAGAAAUUUCUUGCGAACUUUCUUCUUUCUGAUCGAAAUAAGUUAUUGUCCCUUCGAGAUAUUAUUAAUGUACGAUCAUUGGGACAAUCCGCAAAUGAUUUUUGAUGCCAGUUAUCAAUUUAUGAUGUCGCUCUCUUUCAUUGGGAGGCAGAUAAACGAGUUCUGGAACCAUGACAAGUUGCGACAGUUGUACAAAGCUAUUGAUCAGCAUUGGGACAUAUUUACGAAUGAUUUGGAGGUUCAAGUUAUGAAAAAUUAUUCAAUGCUAUCACGAAAAUUUACAAGAUAUUACUCGAUGCUAAUGUUUAGUUUAAUGAUGAUAUUUUUAUUCUUACCACUAACACCAAUAUUGCUAGACACUGUGAUGCCUCUUAACGAAUCACGUCCGCGAUCCUUUGUAAUCGAAGUUGAAUUCAGAGUGAAUAAAGAUGAUUAUUUUCUAGCAAUUUUGUGUUAUACAACCGUUAUAGUUCUAGUAGGUGUCAACAUCGUAAUGGGCGUUGAUGCAAUGCAUAUCGCAUGUACCGCUCAUGCGUGUAGUUUAUUUGCCGCUGUCAGCAAACAAAUCGAGAAUAUAAUUUCGAAAGAGAAUAACAAUAAAAAAAACAGCAAAUGUAAAUAUCCUGUGAACAUGGAACUUGAUCCAUUAAAUGAAGAGUUAAUGUACAAGGAAUACAUAAUAUGUUUAAAGAAACAUCAACUUGCUAUAGAGUUUGUUAAUACAUUGGAGUCAUCAUAUAAGGGAAUUUCAUUAUUUUUGUUAAUCUUGCUUAUUGGGACUAUAAGUUUGAUUGCAACUCGACUUUUUAACAAGCAAUGGGGAUAA